CAUGUACAGAGGCAUAUACCUCCCAGUCUGAUGAGCAAUAUGCUUGUCAUCUUGGAUGCCAGAAUCAGUUACCAUAUGCUGAACUGAGACGCGAACAACUCAUGUCCUUAAUGCCAAAAAUUCAUCGACUCUUCCCACUUACCCUUGUAAGAUCCUUUUGGAGUGAUAUGAUGGAAACUGCCCACAGCUUCAUUACCUCUACCUGGACUUUCUAUCUUCAAGCUGAUGAUGGCAAAAUACUGAUAUUUCAGUCCAAACCAGAUGUUCAGUAUGUACAAAGUUCUGAUCAGGAAAACCAAGAUUUGAAAGAAUCAUCUCUAGCCAAGACAUCUUUAGACUUACAGUUGGGAGGUCCACAUGCACGUAAAGGAUCUUUUGAUGAUGAAACUGAGAGUUUCUUCAAAUGUAUUUCACUAAAUUCUGGUUGGAUAUUAACAACCACUCUUCUCCUGUCUAUACUUGUGUUGCUGUGGAUUUGUUGCGCAACUGUUACUACUGCUGUUGAACAGUAUGUUUCAUCUGAGAAGCUGAGUAUUUAUGGAGACUUGGAAUAUAUGAAUGAACAAAAAUUGAAUCAAUAUCCAACCUCUGCUCUCGUGAUAGUAAAAUGUAAAGCUGAUGAACAAGAAGUGGGACCUCUGCCUACAAAAGUUAACUUAACUCAAUCAGCAAUAUAAAAUGAAAAAAAAACCAGAUUUAUUAAUCUAAUUCUUUGACUUCUGUUAAUUCUGGUAGCUUUUUAAAAUUGAAAAGGCUUUGGAGUAAGUUAGCUAAUAUUUAGAUUCAAACAAAAUUUCAGAAUCAAAGAAGGAAUGGAUAUCCAUCUCUUUCAGCAGUCAAGCAAAUCACAUGGGUACAAGGAGUUUGCAGUGUAUUUACACUUGUCUAUGUUUUCUUGGAUUACUAAAAGUCCUAAGUAUUUGUCUAUGCAUUGACAUUUGUAUAUUAUGAACAUAUGUCAGAAAAUAUAUUUGGAAUCUGUUUCAAAAAGUAAUAACUUUUUGGUAGUCAAAGGCACUUUAAGUUAUCUUAGCUGUGGAUAAAUUAAAUGAUUGUAGCAGAGCUUGCAAACUCUUUACCAUUUCAAACAUCUUUUCCACAACUAAAAAUAAAAUUUUGUUUAACCUUAUGCCUGUUUCCUCUGAUUAAAUAAUUGUGGAUAAAAAAAUAAACUUUAAUAAAAUCCCUCUA
Molecule: messenger RNA, 1191 nt
Organism: Thamnophis sirtalis
Lineage: Eukaryota; Metazoa; Chordata; Lepidosauria; Squamata; Natricidae
Gene: TMEM59
Product: transmembrane protein 59
Biological process (GO): positive regulation of autophagy
Cellular component (GO): late endosome; lysosome
Source: RefSeq, a predicted model, not a curated record